AUGCAGCGACUGUGUGCGUAUGUGCUGAUCUUGGCGCUGGCUCUGGCCACCUUCUCUGAAGCUUCAUGGAAGUCCCUUUCUCAGCUUCAGGAUGUCCCUUAAGGUCCAGGGGCCAACAGGGGUCGAGGCACAGCCUCUCACCACCAAAGGCAGCUGAGGUUCCAGGGUCCCCCACGUGGGGUGGCAGACCUGUCCAAGAAGCAGGGGCCAUGGCUGGAGAAAGAAGAAGUGUAUGGAUGGUUGGAUUUCGGCCACUGCAAUGCUGAGGAAGAGGACCAACAUCCAUAG
Molecule: messenger RNA, 288 nt
Organism: Molossus molossus (Pallas's mastiff bat)
Lineage: Eukaryota; Metazoa; Chordata; Mammalia; Chiroptera; Molossidae
Product: gastrin-like
Molecular function (GO): hormone activity
Source: RefSeq, a predicted model, not a curated record